AUCAGAAUGGUGAAAAAAUGUCACGCAGGCAUGGUGGCGGUGUCAAUAUUGUCGUUGAGCUUGCUUUUGUUGCCAUGAAGUCACUGGUGUUGUUCUAGUUAUCAGAAAGCCAUUAUAUGUAAGAUUGUCUCCUACCAAGACAAACAUUUAACAACACAUAUCUAUCUGAAUGUUCCGCAUGGUUCUGAACGCGUCCACUAGUAUACCUUGCGUUACGUCUGGAAUCCUGCGUUCAUCUGCGCAGCUUUCAUUCUCUCCACUGGUUCUAUUCCGAGAGUAGUUAGCGGCAGAGCGCUUUCGAAACAGCACCAACUCAAAGCAGGGUUAGGGUUGAUCUUAUAGAUGUCAGACUGAAGACAGUCCGAGCCACCACUGGUACUGACACAGAGAGAGGUUUAGUAAAGUAGGGCUGGACACAGGUGGACUUUCACGUCGUCGGCGUUGUGACAACAACAUAGACCAACGCAAUGAGCAGCAAUAAUGAACUCCGCUUUGAUCCAAAGGAGCACCAGCACCUGCGCUACAACCCCCUCCGGGAUACGUGGGUUCUGGUGUCGGCCCACAGGAUGAAGAGACCUUGGAGUGGCCAGGUGGAGAAGGAAGAGGAGGACCAAGUACCUCAACACGACCCAAACAACCCCCUCUGUCCUGGGAACACCAGGGCCAACGGAGAGGUGAACCCAGACUACAACAACACAUUUGUGUUUGAGAAUGACUUCCCAGCCCUGCAGCCUAAUGCUCCUGACCCAGGAUAUAACCAACAUCCACUGUUCCAGUCUAAAGCAGCCAGGGGCGUCUGCAAGGUGAUGUGUUUCCACCCCUGGUCUGACGUCACACUGCCUCUCAUGACGCUUCCUGACAUCAUCAAAGUGAUUGACAAGUGGGCAGAACUGAUGGUGGAUCUAGGCUCCACCUACCCCUGGGUCCAGAUCUUUGAGAAUAAAGGAGCCAUGAUGGGCUGUUCCAACCCCCAUCCUCACUGCCAGGUGUGGGCCAGUAACUUCCUGCCUAAUGAAGCCACCCUGUCGGACCGCUGUCAGAGAGAAUACCUGAAGACCCACGGAGAACCUCUUCUGCUGCAGUACGCUAAGAUGGAGGCAGAGAGACAGGAGCGUGUAGUGGUGCAGAAUGCUGAUUGGCUGGCUGUGGUUCCAUACUGGGCCACCUGGCCGUUCCAGACGUUGCUGUUACCACGGAGACAUGUCCAGAGACUGACUAACCUCACCGCCCAGGAGAGAGAGGGACUGGCCUCCAUUAUGAAGAGACUCUUGACUAAAUAUGAUAACCUGUUUCAGAUCUCCUUCCCCUACUCCAUGGGCUGGCACGGCGCCCCUACCGGCCCCUAUCUUAAAGAGGACCAGUUCCACUGGCAGCUCCAUGCUCACUAUUACCCCCCCCUGCUCCGAUCUGCCGGCGUACGCAAGUUCAUGGUGGGAUAUGAAAUGCUGGCGCAGGAGCAGAGAGACCUUACACCUGAACAGGCUGCUGAACGACUGAGGAACCUUCCAGAAGAACACUACAAGACCAUUGAGACGGCAGGAGAGAUUGGUGGAGAGACACCUCUGGCCCUACCACGUCACACCUCUACCAAACCUCUGACCCUACCACACCUCUGACUCUACCACACCUCUGACUCUACCAUACCUCUGUCUACCACAACUCUGACCCUACCACUCCUCUGAUCCUGACCCUACCACACCUCUGAUCCUGACCCUACCACACCUCUGACCCUACCACACCUCUGAUCCUGACCCUACCGCACCCCUGACCCUACCACCACUCUGACCCUACAACACCUCUGAUCCUACCACCACUAUGACCCUACCACACCUCUGGUCCUGACCCUACCACACCUCUGAUCCUGACCCUACCACACCUCUGACUUUAACUCUGUCACAGGAUCAUCAACUAGAGUCAGCAGCAUACCGCCAGUUGGUGAACCCUGGUCUAUCACAUUGACAUUAGAUAUUAAAGUAUGAAUAACAGGAAGUGCCUAUCAAAACAGUUUGAUACAAAUACUACUAGAUCUCUUUUUGGGAAGAGAAAUAUAUAACAUUGCUGAUGGUGCCUUCAGAAACUUUUCACACCACAUUUUGUUGUGCUUCAGCCUGAAGUAAAAACGUAUUAGACUAAGAUUUUAUGUCACUGGCCUACACACAAUACCCCAUAAUGUUCAAUUGGAAUAAUGUUUGUAAAUUGAUAAAAAUAAAAAGUUAAAAUGUC
Molecule: messenger RNA, 2223 nt
Organism: Oncorhynchus tshawytscha (Chinook salmon)
Lineage: Eukaryota; Metazoa; Chordata; Actinopteri; Salmoniformes; Salmonidae
Gene: galt
Product: galactose-1-phosphate uridylyltransferase
Exons: 10
Coding region: 468-1616 (382 amino acids)
Biological process (GO): beta-D-galactose catabolic process via UDP-galactose, Leloir pathway
Cellular component (GO): cytoplasm
Molecular function (GO): zinc ion binding; UDP-glucose:hexose-1-phosphate uridylyltransferase activity
Source: RefSeq, a predicted model, not a curated record